This is a messenger RNA of Prunus armeniaca (apricot), 3117 nucleotides long. The record is from the annotation of a GenBank genome assembly. NCBI's taxonomy places the organism in Eukaryota, Viridiplantae, Streptophyta, Magnoliopsida, Rosales, Rosaceae.
AUGCAACUCUUCCUCCUAACUUCAGCCUUCUCACGCUUAGUAGGACAUGAGGUGGAUGGGCUGUCCUUGCUUGCCUUUAAAGCUGAAAUCAUGAGUGAUAGCAUGGGCAACCUUAGCUCCUGGAACGAAUCCCUGCACUUGUGUGAAUGGCCAGGCAUUUUUUGUGGCCGCAGACACCAGAGAGUCACAGGGCUGGACCUCCGAUCAAGCCGGCUGCAGGGCCGCCUAUCUCCCCACAUUGGAAACUUGAGCUUUCUCAGGACAUUGCGCCUCGAAAACAAUCUAUUCAACCACACCAUCCCUCAAGAAAUUGGUCGUUUGUUCCGGCUACAGAUGCUGAGUUUUGAUAACAACUCCUUCAGUGGUGCUAUUCCAUUCAGCAUAUCGCGUUGCUCUAACCUCCAAUACCUUAGUUUAUUUGGAAACACUCUUAGUGGCAAAAUUCCAAUUGAAAUUGGCUCAUUGUCCAAGCUUCAGGUACUUAAUUUAGGCACAAACAAUUUAAGUGGGGAAAUCCCAUCUGCCUUUUCAAAUCUUUCUUCUCUUGAGAUGCUAUAUGUGCAACAAAAUAAUCUGCAUGGAGGUAUUCCAAGUAGCCUUGGCCAGUUGAAAAGUUUAAAAUAUCUUGCAUUGGGUACAAAUAAUUUGUAUGGCACAAUCCCUCCCUCCAUAUACAACCUCUCUUCAAUUAAACUCAUUUCUGUGCUUGCAAACCGACUUCAUGGAACUCUUCCUCCUGGCUUGGGCCACACUAUAUUUCCAAACCUUGAAUCCUUUUCAUUCCAUAUGAACCGAUUCAGUGGACCAAUACCAAUUACAAUCUCCAACGCAUCCAACCUUAAAUUUUUUGGAAUCUCAGGAAAUAUUUUUACCGGAAGAGUGCCUAGUCUGGCAAGGAUCUCCAAUCUGUUUCGGGUAGAAAUGGACAGUAACAGUCUUGGAAAUAAUGAGGAUGGUGACUUGGAUUUUCUCUCUUCUCUUGUUAAUUGCACCAAUUUAGAGCGUUUGGAUAUUAGUGGCAAUAAUUUUGGAGGACUGCUACCUGACUCUAUCAGCAACCUCUCAACAAAGCUCACGGUACUGAAACUGGGAACGAAUCAGAUACGCGGUAGCAUUCCUGUUGGGAUUGGAAAUCUCAUCAACUUGGGGGUUCUAGACUUUAAGGUAAACCUAUUGAGGGGCGGUAUACCAAGCUCAAUAUGUAAUCUAAAUAAACUGUAUGAUCUGUUGUUGAAUCACAAUGAGCUGUCAGGUGCUCUUCCAUCUUCUCUAGGCAAUCUAACUUCGUUAGGCAGAUUAAAUCUCAUGUCAAACCACUUACAAGGAAGCAUACCACCAAGUCUUGGUGAAUGCAGGAAUUUGCUAGCUUUGGUUCUUUCUCAAAAUAAUCUUAGCGGUCCCAUUCCACAAGAAGUCAUCCGUUUGUCAUCCUUGUCACUAGUUUUGGAUCUAUCCAGUAACCAUUUUACUGGUUCCAUUCCCAUUGACGUGCAUUACUUGGUGAGUCUUACUUCCUUGGAUCUUUCUGAAAACAAAUUAUCUGGUGAGCUUCCAAACGCUCUAGGGAAUUGCAUGAGUUUGAAAAGUUUGCAUUUGGAAGGAAAUUUUUUGCGAGGGACCAUUCCUGAAGAUUGGAGUUCUCUGAGAGGAAUUGAAGAUUUUGACCUUUCUCGUAACAACUUGUCUGGAAGAAUUCCCAACUAUUUGGGGAGUUUCAACUUUUUACGAAAUUUGGACCUAUCAUUUAAUGAUUUAGAAGGUGCAGUACCGAUGAGAGGAGUUUUCCGAAAUACAAGUGCGCUUUCUAUCAUGGGAAACAAAAGGCUAUGUGGAGGUAUAUGUCUGCUAGGAUUGCCCCGACGCCGAAUUAUUUCCAAUGAAUCUAAGCAAGAACCUAAGACAGAAUUAUUUCCAUGGCGGAGAGUACUUACAUCAAUUGCUAUUGGGGGAGUUAUUGGACUUGGCUUACUCUUGUGCUUUGUGCUUCUUAAUUUAUCAAAAAAAGCAUUGCACUUUUUGCUUCUUUAUAUAUCAAGAAAAGCAAGAGUGAAGCCAACUUCAGGAUCAUCAUGGGGGGUUUCACUCUUGAAAGUGUCAUAUGCAGAUCUCCUCCAAGCAACUAAUGGUUUUUCUACUCGGAAUUUGAUUGGUGCUGGUAGUUUUGGUUCUGUGUACAGGGGAAUUCUCAAUGAGGAAGAAAGAAUUGUUGCAGUCAAAGUACUCAAUGUUCAGAGUUCAAGAGAAAGCUUUAUAGCAGAAUGUGAAGCCUUGAAAAACAUUAGGCACCGAAAUAUUGUCAAACUAUUGACCGCGUGUGCAAGUAUCGAUUUUCAAGGAAACGAUUUUAAAGCUUUGGUUUAUGAAUUCAUGAUGAAUGGUAGUCUAGAAGAGUGGCUGCACAUUUCAGCUGACAGAGUAGCCGGGGCACCCAUUGUGCAGGGGCAUUUGAAUCUUAUUCAGAGGGUAAGCAUUGCCAUUGAUGUAGCCAAUGCUCUGAAUUAUUUGCACAACCACUCUCACAUGCCAAUAGUUCAUUGUGAUUUAAAGCCCAGCAAUGUUCUCCUGGAAGGUGACAUGACUGCCUGUGUUGCUGAUUUUGGUUUAGCAAAGUACCUCCCGGAUGCUUCACGUUCACUUCCUUCACAUGAAAACACUUCCAAUGUCAUAAAGGGUUCCAUAGGCUAUAUUGCCCCAGAGUAUGGUGUGGGAAACGAUGUGUCAAUAUAUGGAGAUGUGUAUAGCUACGGAAUCCUGCUAUUGGAGAUGCUUACAGGCAAGAGGCCUACGGAUGAAAUGUUUAAAGAUGAUCUGAACCUGCACAACUUUGUGAGAAUGGCUUUGCCUGAACGUGUAGAAGGAAUAUGUGAUCCGGUCCUUCUUCAAAGAAAAGAAAGCAGCACUCGUAGUAAUGCCACAAACAAUAGGAACAAUAUCGAAGAUGAUCAAGGACAAAGAGUAAGGAAGUGCUUGGUUAUCCUUGCGAGGAUAGGAGUUGCUUGCUCUGCAGAUUUUCCGAGAGAGCGGAUGGAUAUUGGCAAUGUUGUAGACGAAUUAUGCCUAGCAAGGGAUGUACUAACCGGAAACUGGAUUCCUAGAAAGCAUAAGAUCGCCGCCUAA